Molecule: messenger RNA, 9582 nt
Organism: Passer montanus (Eurasian tree sparrow)
Lineage: Eukaryota; Metazoa; Chordata; Aves; Passeriformes; Passeridae
Gene: PTH1R
Product: parathyroid hormone 1 receptor
Exons: 13
Coding region: 438-2054 (538 amino acids)
Biological process (GO): cell surface receptor signaling pathway; intracellular calcium ion homeostasis; adenylate cyclase-activating G protein-coupled receptor signaling pathway
Cellular component (GO): plasma membrane
Molecular function (GO): G protein-coupled peptide receptor activity; peptide hormone binding; parathyroid hormone receptor activity
Source: RefSeq, a predicted model, not a curated record
CCUUCCCUCCCUCUCCCGCUGCCUCUCCGUGUUUGCGUUUGACAAAGAAAUGAUUUGAACUUCCCGGAGCCGCAGAAAAUCGGGAUCCCGAGGCGCACCCGGGCCCAUAUGGAUGUGAUUUCCCAGCCCUCUCCCAGAUGAUCCAGCGGCACCGGGAGCCGCGGCGCUGAGCGCCUCCGCUGCCUCUCCCCAUGGGCUCCGCGGCGGAAUUUUGGGAGCUGCCCGCCACUCCAGCCAUGAGAAAACGAGGAAAAGCCCCGGGAUCUCUCGUCAUGUGCCUCUCCGGCUGAAAACUGGGGGAGCCGAAGGAAGGAAAUCCCGCGGAUCCUGGGGGGCACGCCGGGGAGGACGAGGAGAAAUCCGCGCCGCUGGAAUUGCGAGCUCGCCUCGUCCCGCUUCCCUGCGCGAGGCUGGAUGCUGGAAGCAGCCCCUUGGAUAUGGGAUCAUAUCUGGUGUAUCCCAGCCUGGGUUUGAUCCUCUGCUGCUCCGUGCUCAGCUCCGUCUACGCGCUGGUGGAUGCCGACGAUGUCAUCACCAAGGAGGAGCAGAUCUUCCUCCUGCUGAAGGCCAAGGCCAAGUGCGAGCGCCACCUGAAAGCCAAGGUGCCCAAGGUGCACGAUGGCUUCUGCCUUCCGGAGUGGGACGGCAUCGUGUGCUGGCCCGAGGGCGUGCCCGGCAAGGUGGUGGCCAUGCCCUGCCCCGAGUACAUCUACGACUUCAACCACAAAGGCCACGCUUAUCGCCGGUGUGACCUGAACGGGAGCUGGGAGCUGGUCCCGGGCAACAACCGCACCUGGGCCAACUACAGCGAGUGCGCCAAGUUCCUCACCAACGAGACGAGGGAAAGGGAGGUCUUUGAUCGCCUCUAUUUGAUUUAUACUGUUGGAUACUCCAUCUCCCUGGGAUCCCUCACAGUUGCUGUCCUUAUCCUGGGAUACUUCAGACGUUUGCACUGCACUAGGAACUACAUCCACAUGCACCUGUUUGUGUCCUUCAUGCUGAGGGCCGUCAGCAUCUUCGUGAAGGACGCAGUCCUGUACUCCGGGUCAGCCCUGGAGGAGAUGGAGCGGAUCUCCGAGGAGGACUUGAAAUCCAUCACGGAAGCACCUCCAGCGGAUAAAUCGCAGUUUGUGGGCUGUAAAGUAGCUGUCACCUUCUUCCUCUACUUCCUGGCUACCAAUUACUACUGGAUCCUGGUGGAAGGGCUCUAUCUCCACAGCCUCAUCUUCAUGGCAUUUUUCUCAGAGAAGAAAUAUCUCUGGGGAUUCACAUUAUUUGGCUGGGGACUCCCUGCUGUGUUUGUCACAGUGUGGGCCAGCGUCAGAGCCACUCUGGCCGACACAGAGUGUUGGGACUUGAGUGCUGGCAAUUUAAAGUGGAUUAUUCAGGUGCCCAUCCUGGCAGCUAUCGUGGUAAAUUUUAUUCUCUUUAUCAAUAUUAUCAGAGUCCUCGCAACCAAGCUCCGAGAGACGAAUGCAGGGAGGUGCGACUCGAGACAACAGUACAGGAAGCUGCUGAAAUCUACCCUCGUCCUUAUGCCUCUGUUUGGCGUUCACUAUAUUGUUUUCAUGGCUAUGCCAUACACAGACGUGUCAGGGAUUCUUUGGCAAGUUCAAAUGCACUAUGAAAUGCUGUUCAACUCUUUCCAGGGAUUUUUUGUUGCCAUCAUAUACUGUUUUUGCAAUGGAGAGGUCCAAGCAGAAAUAAAGAAGUCAUGGAGCAGGUGGACUUUAGCACUUGACUUUAAAAGGAAAGCCCGGAGUGGGAGCACAACCUACAGUUAUGGACCAAUGGUUUCCCACACCAGCAUCACAAAUGUAGCCACCAGAGGGGCGCUUGCCCUCCACCUCAACACGAGACUUAUUCCAGGGACCCUCAACGGCCACCGGAAUUUGCCAGGUUAUGUGAAAAAUGGCUCCAUUUCAGAGAAUUCCAUGCCUUCCUCCGGCCCGGAGCAGUACAACAAAGAUGAGGAAUACCUGAAUGGCUCCGGGCUUUAUGAUGGAGACAGACCCACGGUCCUUGUGGAAGAGGAGAGAGAGACAGUGAUGUAAGGACAGGAGGAGGAAAGAAAAAAAUUCAGCCAAAGGAUGAAAAAAGAUUCCUGGAGAGCAUGUAGUGGGAAAAGACCAUCAGGCCAUGCAGCGGAUUCCAAGGGUUUCCAUGCAGCUCCUCUGUUCUGUGGAAUGAGAGAUUAAGUUAUUUGGGGGGGGGAAAAAAAGUGAGCCACCAGCGUGGCCAGUGGGUGAUGCCAUCCAUGAAUUCCAUGUUCCACGUUGUCCUGGUGAUAACAGAGCUCUCCAGACCUGCUGGACACCGGAGAUCCUGGGAGCUCACCAGGGAGGGCUGCAGAGCCCUGCGUGGUCCUUGGAUCCCUCGGAGAGUGUGGGCGGCCAAGGAGGACGGGAGCGUCCCCCAGGAAAGCAGGAGGCGUGCAGGGAGGGUGCAGUGCCAUCGUCCUGGGAGGGGACAAGCCACCCUGGGGGGCAGUGGCUUGGGUUUGGUUUGUUCUCUGCCUGUGGAUCUGCCUGGCGACACACACAGGGUUGGGGAAGGCCCCGCCAUCCGUCGGUCACAUGUUGGGUACCACCAGUUCCAUGAUCUUCUUCCCUUGGGAAUUCUCACUCCGUGGCAAAAUGCUCUUCUGUGGUGGGGAGGGUUAACAGCUCAUGCAGGCAGGCAGGGAUUGUCCUCUCCUUUCCCUGAAUCCUGGGAGCAAGGCAGGAACUGGUACAAUUUUAGGGUUGGAUGUGGUUAUCGGAAUGUGCGGCAUUCCUGCUCUUCCAGAGGGGGAGUUGGAGAGGGAACCACCAAGGUGCACAUCCCAGAGGGGUGAUUGUGGCCAAAAUCAGCUCCUAGGGUGGAAAACUCAGCCCUCCCUUUUUGUGGGUGCUCAUGGAAAACGGCUUCAGUCCUUUCUUAAAACUCGGGAUUGUUCCUCACUCUUCACAUUCUCCUCACAGAAUUCCAGACUGGUUUGGGUUAGAAGGGACCUCAAAGGUCACUUUGUUCCACCCCCUGCCAAGGCAGGGACACUUCCCACUAUCCCAGGUUGCUCCAAGCCCUGCCAACACUUCCAGGGAUGGAGUAUCCACAGUUUCUCUGGACAAUUAAUCCACAAUCUCAUGUGGAGGAAGACUCCAUUAGCUGUUCUUCUGAGGGCUAAUUAAGGAUUAAUUUCCCCAGACUCUGAAGGAAGUCAGGAAGAGCAGGUGGGAUCCUGACUUUGUGUCCUACAUCUUUAUCAACCUCUCAGAUCAGGGCCUGACCAAAGCCUGGUGGAAUCCGGGAUAAAGUCUCCUCCCUCUGACAUCUCCAAGGUUUGGAUUCAGACCUGGAGGGGGAUGUGGUGGCUGUGAGGUUCUGACAGGAGCUGGAGCUCCUCUCCAUCUAUUGCAGGUCACAGAAUCCCAGAAUCCCUGAGGCUGGAAAAGCCCUCCAAGGUCAUCAAGUCAAGCUGUGCCCAAUCCCCACCACAGCUCUGAGUGCCACAUCCAGGAAUUUCUUGGACACUUCCAGGGAUGGGAGCUCCAAACCUCCCUGGGCAGCUCCUUCUGAGGCUGAUCACCCUUUCCAUGGGGAAAUUCCUACUGGUGUCCACCCUGAGCCUGAAAAAAGGCCUGAGGCCGUUCCCUCUUGUCCUGAACAGAAAUCUUUGACAGCCAAUAUUUAUUUGUGAUGUUCUUUUCUUGUUUCACCUCAUCAAAAGAAGUCAGACCUCAUCAUAACCCUUUCCCACCAAACAAGAGUUAUCAAAAUAUCAACUUUUCAAAAAUUAAUCCAUUUUCCUGCUCUCUUCUUCUACCCCUCCUGAUUUUCUGGCUCAAAAACAUUUCUAAAUUAUCAUUUCACUGCUGGAACAAAGAAAAAAUACCAAAAAACCCCAACCAGUGACUCACUCUUUGCUUGUGUUUAUUACUCAAGAUUGAGAACAUUUGACAAUCCCUCAGAAAUUCAAGGAAUCAGCAAAAGCCAUAAAUUUAUUUAUAAACAAACAUAACCCCCCUCCUAAAAUGCAGCUCUCACUGAAAUGAAUUCAACACUGGAUUAUUUAGGAUUAAAAUAAAUCAAACCUGGUUUUAAAUGUAGAUGAAAAUUACAGGCACUAUGGUUGUGCAGGGGGAAGAAAUAUUUUUUUAAAUCCUUUGAAUUGCAAAUCAUAAAUAGAUUUUUCUUUCCUGAAUGUUUGUGUGCAUGAGCAGCAUCCGUGUAAAAACUGGGAUAAUGCUGACACCAAAACAGAGGGAAAACUGCCACUAAGGCCCAGCAGGAUCUGUUUGUCACAGUGUGUUCCCAUCAUUCCUGGGCUGAUCCCAAACUCUUGAUUAAGUCUAUGGAUCAGGAUUAUCUGGAGAUCCAGGGUCAUCCCUCCUGGAUUUUAGUGAGGAAGAAUCAGAGCUGGCAUGUCUAGAAAGAGAGAAGAAGCCCCAGUUUCGGGUUAGGAUUUGCCCAGGAAGGACAAAUGGAAUGAUCCUGUUGGAGCUUAGCCAGUCCUUCGGAUCCAGAGCAGGCUUCUCUUCCCUUCCCCCAUCACCAGAGCUGAGGACAUUUCCCAAGGAGUUUGUCCCCAUCCAAAGGUCUGAGUUCCCCUGGGUUCCUCCCCUGUGGGGUUUUCCUGUGGAAACACAGCCCCAAAAACCAUGGGAAACAGAAACCUUGGAGGGGAGGAUUCAUUAGUUCAGGAUUCACUCACUGCCCUCCACAAAUCCUGCAGGAAUGACAGGGCUUGUGCCCAUCCUGGUUCAGAUCCAACAUGGGAUCAUGGAGAGGAGAGCAGACUGGAGCUGGGGUGCAGCAAACGUGGCACGGAAUUGUUGUCAUGGAAUCAUUGUCAUGGAAUUGUUGUCAUGGAGUUGUUGUAAUGGAAUCGUUGUCAUGGAAUCAUUGUCAUGGAAUCAUCCCAGAAUGAGCUGGGCUGGAAAGGACCUUAAGGCCCACCUCAUUCCAUGGGCAGGGACACCUUCCACUAUCCCAGGUUGCUCCAAGCCCUGUCCACCUUGAAAAACAGUGGAAAAAACUUUCCCAAGUUCACUUCAAGGAGGAGGAAAAGAUCCAAAAGAGCUGUUCCCUGUUUCUCCCUUGUUUUCCCUCCUCCUUUGUGUCAGAUCUGUGCCCGUUUUCCUCUCAUCCUAGAAAACAUCUGGCAAUGCUCCAUGGAGUAUUUCCAUGGAGCCUCUCACUUCUACAAGCCAAGCUGUCCAUUGCAGCAUCCCGGCUGACUGGCUCACAUGGAAUCUCUCUGGAAUCUUUUGGAUCAUCAUCCUCUUCUUCAGAGCCACAUGUUGGGCUUGGACAGGGAAUCUCACCCCCGGCAGGUUCCUCUAUUGUUCCUCUUCUAUUCCCAUCCACGGCAGCAGAGUUCUCCUCGGGAUUCCUUGCUCCAUGAUCCUGCUCUUCUCUGGGAUUUGACAGCUGUUUAAUCUUCCUUUUACUUUUUGGGAUGACUUUUUGGCAGCAGUUUUGCCGUUCCUGCUUCUCCUGGAUAAGGGCAGACAAUUGUUUUUCUGCCUCCUCCAUUCCCCUUGGUCUGGGUUCAGAUGAGAUCAUGUCUUGUCCUACCCCUCAUCAUUCCUCAGCUCUGCUCCUUGUCUUGUUCUGGAGCCAAAAAAGUUCACAAAGAUCUCCCAAAAUUGAAUUUUUUAGCCAGGGAUUGGCUUUGUUUAUCUGUUUAUGGGCAAUCAGCUGGAGGUCAGGGAACAUCCACAGUGCUGGGAAGAAUUUUCCGCUUUUUAAACCAUGAAAAUCCACAGAGAGGGAAGAUCUCCAAAGUUUUUAUUCCUUUUGGUUGUCUGGACAAACUCAGUGGCCAAAAGGAUUUUUAAUUUCAGGUUCUGAUUUUUCAAAAAGUUAAGAAACCUCAUUUAUAGAUUGGGCUCUUUUUCUCACAUGUCUUCCUUGGUGAUUCCAUGUUAUCCUUGAGGUUUUCGUGUCCUCCUUGGUGUUUCCAGGUCAUCCUUGGUGAUUCCAUGUCCUCCGUGGUGAUUCCAUGUCCUCCUUGAUGUUUUAAUGUCCUCCCUGGUGUUCCCAAGUCCUCCUUGGUGUUUCCAGCUCCUCCUUGGCCGUUUAAAGAGACACCAAACAGAGACACCAAACAAACUUUGCUGAGACACAAAUCCAUCUGAUCUGCUUCAGUUAGUGAUUAACUCCAAACUAAUUUGCUGUCAAGGCUUUUAAAGGCCCUUGAUAAAUCUCCUAAUCCUGGUUUUCCUUCCCUCAGUGCUGACAGGAAUCCUCACUGCCUGCUCUUUGCUCUGUAGGAGGUUUGGAGCCUGGAUUUUCCUCUGGGAGUCUUUUCCCACACUUCAAUUCUUUUUUCCAAACUAUCCCUCCAAAACAACACCAAAAUCUUAUUUAAAUAACUUAAUUCAGCAUUUAAUUUCCCCUUUUAACUGGGUGCAAAUUUGGCUGGAGAAAAGGAUUUAUGGUUCAAAGCCAAUCUCAGCUGACAGUUCCCAGACCAAUCCAGAGCUUUGGGAUGGGAAUGUGAUUUCCUUGGAUCACCUUGGAUCACUCACUGUACUCAUCACACCUGGGGCAGAGUUCAGGUGUCGUGGGUUGGAAAUUACUCCCAAAUAGUCCUAAAUCUUGGUGGAUUUAUGGGAAAAGGGCACAGAGAUCAGAGAAAACACUCAUUGUGUUUGUGCCCCACUCCAGGAGGAUUUCAAACAACAAAAUAGAAAUCUUAAGCUAUUGUUGUUUAUUUUCUGGGGUCCUGCUGAGUGCUCUGCUGGGCUCUGGACAGUGUCUGGAAUUCUGGCUUCUCCCAGUUCUCUGUGCUGGAUAAAACCUCUCCAGUGAGUGGGCAGAGACGUUCUGAGCUGGACUCCAGGGCAGGACAGCUGGAAGCAGCUCCAGUGUGGAUUUGAUAUUCCUUGGCAUGAGGCAGGAGCUGCUCGGCUGAGGGGAGUUGGGGGAACUCAGAGCAGAGAAAAGGCAGAACAGCUCUGGAGCUAAAGCACAGCUCAGGACUCAGGUCCAAUUUGCAGAAUGGAUUUCAAAUCCAGCUUCCAACUGCAGCUCCAGAAAUGCUCUGCUGAGAAUUACAGACCAGGCUCGGUGUUGGGAUUAAAUCCAAGGACACCCAAUGAUCAGCUGGACAUAAUCCCAUUUAUCCUUUCCUUUCCUUUCCUUUCCUUUCCUUUCCUUUCCUUUCCUUUCCUUUCCUUUCCUUUCCUUUCCUUUCCUUUCCUUUCCUUUCCUUUCCUUUCCUCCUUCAUUCUCCUUCCCAUCCUUUCAUGUGAACUCAGAUCCUCCAACUUUUUCCACUGUUUUCCAGGUUUCCAGUAGCCCCAGAGCACACAAAGUUCCCAAAAAUAUCAACAUUUUGCCAGGAUUUGGGAGUCAAGUGGAGGAAAGAUGAUCCUGGGAGAGCAUUAAAAGAAAGAUUAACUCAGGUUCCUCUGGAAUCUUUCCCACAGAGCAGGGAAGGGUUUCCAGCCCAGCAUUUCACCCUCCAAGUGAACAACAGCUCCCCUCAAGGAUCUCAGUGCUCCAGAGUUCCCAGAAAUCUUUCUAGCAUGUCCAGGGAUUUGAGAUUAGAGCUGAUACAACGUUACAUAUUCCUGUUUAAUUUGAGUUUCACCCUCUCAUCUGCUCCUGUGGUUUCUGCACCCAGCUGUGGGGUGGUGAGUCUGGUUGGAGUCGAUGAUCCAAGGGGGCUUUUCCAAUCCCAGCGAUUCCUGAUUCUCUGAUAGGUCUCCUUUGGGAGCACUUAGUCCCUUGAGUACCCAUGGCACAUCCCAAAAUCUGUCCCCAGAGAGGCAUUUCCAGGGCUGGAAAUCAGCUGAGGGGUUGGCAGGGGGCAGGAAUGAAUGGAUAAGUUCUGGAAAGCUCACCCCGUUAAUCAGGAGUAACUCCAAUAAAUCUGACUUCUUUCCAUGCAGACAGAUCUGACAGAGAUAAAUUAGUGCCUAAUUAGGAUUUCUCCUAAUUGGAGGAAUAUUAAGAGAGGAAAAGGGGGAAGGUGGGGUGUGACAAAGUCAGUACAAUUUCCUUUUCAUCCUCACUGCCACUUUUCCUUCUUUUUUUCACUAGCAAAAGAGGUAAAUUAGAACAAACUCAGCUUAAGAACACAGAAUUCUGACCCAUUUUUUCUGGGUCCCACAGAGAAACUUCUCCCUUCGACUGGCGCAAUGGUUUUCCUGGCCCAUUAACUAAGGAAUUCAAUGGAAUUUAAUUAUUUCCUCUGACUGGGGGUUAAUGAUUUUGGGCUAACGAUGGGGUGUGCAAAACCAGAGGUGCUGGCACAAUUUGGGAUGAAAUCCUGAUCCCAAGAAAAUCAGCACUGAGGUGUUUGUUGAUUUCCAUGGAGUGGCCUUCACCCAAAAAUUCUGAAAAGGGCAAUUAUUCAAAUAAAUUCCCUGUUCCCAAAACCUUAAUUGGCACUGGGACUUCAGGGUGUCUUUAUCCUUCAGAUCCAGAAUCCAGCAGGAUCCCUGACAUCCAGAGGUAGGAGAAGGUCUGAGGGGAAGCUUCCUCUCCUAAAAUUCUUCAUUUUCUCUUGGUAUCAGCUUCCCCAUUUGGAGAUUUAGGAUGUGGGAGACACUUGGCUGGAAGUACCUGGAAUUAAAAUGUUUGGGAUGGAGGGAUCAGUGUGUGCCUGGUUUCCAAAAUGCCCAGGGUUGCAUCCUCUGAAAUAGGGAUAGAAAAGCCACUGGAAAAGCAGCUUAAGCCCAGCUUAACUAAAGAGUGGCCCAAGAAGGGAGCUCAGGUGCCUGAAGAGGAGACAAAACCAUGAGAAGCAGCAUUGAUUUAAAGCAGAGCUUUAUGAGACAUGAGCCAGCCUAAAGAUAGAGCUGAGCUGUUCUUGCUAGGCCAGUCUUUUACCUCAUCCUCUAUCUAAACAAAUCCUUCUUCCUUGAGAGCUGCAGGAAAGGAGCAAUCAGAGAAUCCCAGGAUGGGUUUAGGUUGGAAAGGAGCCUUAAAACCACCCAGUUCUGGUUCCAUGGAACUAUCCCAGGUUCUCCAAGCCCUGUCCAACGUGGCCUUGGAGAAGAAGCCAUUUGUUGUCAAAGGUGGGAUCUCUGGAAGGCCAGGUUGGAUGAGGCGGAGCUGGUGGGACAGGAGUGGUGGUGGUGGGGGAAGAGGAAGAACAGGCACAGCCGAGCACCAAACCCAUCCCACAUUCCAGAUCCUUGGUGGAGCUCUUCCCAUCAGGAUCCACGAGGAGACAAACCUGCUGCUGAACCCCUUCAGCUCAGCAGCUUCAGGGUGACCCAGCCCUGGUGGUCACCACAAAUCACGGGGUCUGGCCUUUGGGAAAAGGAGUUUUUCCAGGAUAUUUGCUCCUUUUUCCACUCAGAGCAGAAGGGAGAGGAGCAGGGGGGUGUUUGUCCCUCUGCAACACUGAAGUGGGUUUCAAGACCUUGUUCCCCUCCAGAAGAGGCACAAACCCCAAAAAGCUACAGGAUAAAGGUGUGAUUCCAGGGGCAUUGCCAUGUGUGUGUCUCCAGGCAGGAAUUUGUUUUACAUUCCUCCACUUCUGCUUUCUGCAUGGACCAAAGCAACGAGCGGGAAAAGGCAAACCACAGGUGUAUGUAAAAGGGAAUUCCAAUAAAAAAGAAACCUUUAUUGAUUCUCAUG